AUGGUGGGGCCGUUAGGGCAGUACCGCCCUGGAUUCCUCCAAACCGAACCGUCAUCCUCCUUUCCCGCCGCAUUCCCCGUCGAGAUCGAGUGGGGAUUGGGCAACGAGCUUCUGAUCUGCGCUCCGGCCGCAUAUGUCGCCGCGUCCGACGGCGCGUUUCAAGGAAGGUCGGACGACCGGCAUGAUGACGUGGCGGGACGCGGGUCGGCAAUUGUCAGCGUGACGUGGGCGGACACGUCAUCGUUCCACCGGCAGAUCGCAGCGGGGGCGUCGUCGUUGUACGGACGACUGCAGGCGGCGAUUGCGGCGGAAAUGGCGGAGGAAGCGGAAGACGCGGAAAUCGACGAGCGGCGCGAGAGAUGGCGACACGUCAGCAGGUGGUCUCGCCACGUCAGCAGGCUCCUCUCUCCACCGUCCUCCCAGUCCACGCUGGCAGCUGCGCGCGCCUCGCCCCACUCCCUCGGGAUCUCCGCCGCUGACCCGUUUGCAGCGAUAGAUGUUGAAGAGAGGGAGGAAUGGGGGGACGAGCCUACCAACCAGUCUCUGCCACGUGGCAUCACCCAGGGUGAGCUGGCAGCGGUCUGGGACCUCCUCCGCCUCUGCUUCCUCCCCGACCACACACCUGGCUCUGCUGACGUGGACAAUGACAUGGACACUCGCAUGGGUGGCAGUGCUGACGUGGACAGUGCAUUCAGGGGAGCAAGAGGAGGAGUAGGGGCAAUACAACGCGUUGCUACCUCCUUGCAACACGUCCACGUCAGCAUGCCUCCGGUCCUUGCGGGAUCAAAUGAGCCAAUCAGAGGUGAGCCAAUUAGAGGUGGCCUAUCAGAGGUGAGCCAAUCAGAGGUGAGCCAAUCAGAGUCCCUUGACAUGCUUUCCGUUUUCCCUCCUCUCGCCCCACUUCGUCCCUUACUCUCCCUCCUCUUUUCCCCCUCCUCUCCCUCCUCUCUCUCCUCUUCUCCCUCCUCUCCCCUCUUGUCAUCUCCCAUCUCCCACCAGGCCAUUCCUCCAGAGGUUCUUGAGCCCUAUUGGCCGGCUGUGGCUUCCUGCGCUGCGAUUGGCUGGAGAGACACGGCGUGCUACUCGCAGAAAUGCCAAUCCUCCUCCUUCACGCCCCUCCCAUCCCGCUCCCCACCAUAUCCCUGCCCCUCCCCACUCCCCCCUCAUCUCUCCCAGACGGCUCUGCUCCACAUGCACUCAUCCUAUCGUGGGGAUAAGGUUAUCCAAAGAGAGGCGGAGAACGGGCUGGUGGAGGCCGUGGCAGUGGCAGUGCCGCUGGCGGAGAGGAGAUGGUGGGGAGCGGGAGGAGAUUUUGACAUGAUUCAUCCCCUCCUUUCCCACUCCUCCCCCUUCGCCUUCUCCUGCUCCCCCGGACGGCCCUACUGCACAGCUCUGCUCCGAUGUCACUCAUCCUACCGCGAGGACCAGGUUAUUCAGAGGGAGGCGGAGUACGGGCUGGUGGAAGCAGCGGCAGUGCUGUUGUCUGGCGGAGAUACGGCUCUGCUCCGUUGUCACUCAUCAUACCGCGAGGACCAGGUCAUUCAGAGGGAAGCGGAGAACGGGCUGGUGGAGGCCGUGGCAGUGCUGCUCGCAGAAAUGCCGAUGCCGCUUGAGCCAAUGGCGGCGCACGACGCUGCUGAGGUGUCGGCGUAUUACAGGCAUCGUGACCAUUGGCGCAACCGUCUCGCACGCCUCAAGGCAAGCCCUUUUUGGGCGGCGGCAGAUGCGCCGGCCACCGAGAGGGCGCUGCUCGCCCUGCUCGACCUGCUGUUGGGGAGCUCCCGGGCCGUUGAUGACGUGGCGCGCUCCCAUUGGCUGGAGCUGCUGGGGGCGCGGCUGUUGCACCAGAACCCGCAGGCGACAGCAGCAGUACAGGCGUCGCUCGCACUGCAAUGCUGGCGGGAAGCAGCAGCGGGCGGCGGUGGGAAGAGCGGUGGGGCAUCUCAGCCGUUGGAUGCUUCGGAUCUCGUCCAGCCGUCGCUGGAUCGGCUCAUGCUUGCGUCCUUGUGCCGUGAAACAGAGGUUGUGGUGUCCAUAGCAUCUCGACUCCUCCCUUCCUGGUUCCUAGUGCAAGUGAUUGAGCUUCUCUCACUUCCCUCGCCGUCCCUCUCCGCACUACCAGCCAAACAAGCCGCUGCAGCUGCCGCCCAAAAUGCUGCCUCUGCCGCCCGGGAGCCAUCCACAGCAGAUGGUGCUGACAUCAGCGGCCUGUCUGUUCUGGAUCUCUGCCGGGUGAACUACGCCAUGGACCUCCUAUCAGAUGCUGCCACGUGGCAGCUCGCCCUCCCCUACCUCGCCCCAUGCCCACCAAGAGAACCCUUCAUAGAGCAAGCCCUGUUGUGCCAGCCAGUCACAGUCACCACACACACCAGCAUCUCAAAGACACUCUUCCUCCUCGACUCAUACGCCCCUGCCUGCUACCCCUCUGCUGCCGCCUUCCUCUCACGAUCUGCUGCAAUGGCAUGUUGGGACUCUAGAAGCCUCGCCACGUCGCGCCAUGUGGCGAGCGUCUAUUGGAUGGCAGCGGCCGGUGCACCAGCAGCAGCGCCUAUGGACGCGCUUAUCCUUUUCCUCGCAGACGAGCUGCUGGUGCCAGCCAUCAGGGGGAGGCUGCAUCUGGUGCAGGGCGCACCUGGCUCAGGUUCAGGUGGUGCCAAAGAGGGAGCAACAGCAGGUGCAGCAAGAGCAGCAGCGGCGCUGGAUGCUCUGAGGAAUAGCAGUGGGUCGACCGGACAGAGUCACUCGGCUCUUGAAUACUUGCUCUCUGUAUGGGAGCUGGUCAAAGAGCUGACUGGUGGAUCAAACAGCCCAGUGUCGCCCUUUUUUCCUGCCACCACUGCUACUGCUACUCCCGAGCCAAUCCAACAAAGCCACCAGGCGGACCGGCUAGUGCAGGCCAUGCUCCACACCUCAUCACAUUACCCUCGCGUCUUCCUCUCUCUGUCUCAUCUCAUGGCUCAUGUGCUUCAGAAUCGCUCCCUACCGUUCAAAGAGGCCCACAUCUCUGCGCUCAUUAGCUGCUUGCAGCACUUCUCCCCAGACUCACUCUCACAACAGCGCUCUGGCUUUAAGAAUGCUCCCACUCUCACUGCCCGUAGCUUGCCUGACGCGGACAGCCAAGGAGGCAUGGGGCAGGCAUCGCUGUGGGAUCAUUUGAAUAGCCUCAAAUUGGCACUGGCCAAGGAGUUGAGUGCCAAGAUCAUGUUCCUCUGA
Molecule: messenger RNA, 3213 nt
Organism: Closterium sp. NIES-65
Lineage: Eukaryota; Viridiplantae; Streptophyta; Zygnematophyceae; Desmidiales; Closteriaceae
Source: the annotation of a GenBank genome assembly